AUGUAUUCAAUUAAAACAGAACCUCAACCAAUUGCUAUUGUUAGUCUACAAAUGAAUGAUCGAGAUGAAGAAAUAAGAGUUUAUGAAGGUGAAGAUGUAGAACACAUUGUUAGAGUAUUUUGUUAAAACCAUUAUUUGGGAUAAGAUUGUGUUCUCUAUUUAGUUAAUCAAAUUAAUGAAUAAUUGAAAAGAGAAUCUUCUCCUAGAUUUGGAGAAAGCUUUGGUUAGAAUAAUAUUUCUCAUCAAUUACUAUAUCCUAGUCCAAGUUAACAAAGUGACUAUGGCAUUACUACUUAAGCUAGUAGUAUUGAUGAAAAUUAAAAUUCAGCUUAAAAAAGUUAUGAAAAAUGGUAAUAAAUCAUAAAUAAAAAAACAGAUCUCAAAUAAAUAAGGACUGUAAAUUAAAAUACAGUAUAAUGGAAUGUUCCUAGUUCAGCUAGAUGUAUAUAAUUUUAAAUUUAUUUUAGCUUUCAACGAUAAUAAAAAAGUAUCAACUAAUGAAAGACUAUAUCGAGAUGGUUUGGAUAGACAAAAAAACAAAAUGGAAAAGGCUGAAUAGUAUAAACUCUAAAAAUCUUAAUUGGAAUAAUAAUAAGCUACAUUUUAACCUUUAAUAUCUCCUAGAUCAAGAUAAAUUGUAGAGUAAAAGAAAUUAAGUAAACCUGAUUGUUCUAUUAAUAAUAUUGGAAAUCAAUUAUAUUAAAAGGGUUUAGAUUUAAAUUUAAAGAAAGAAAAACAUCGUAUGUAAAUAUAAGAAUAGGAAAGAAAAUAAUCUCCUUUUUAACCUAGAAUUACGGAUACAAGUAGAAAUCAUUCUCAAAAUAGAUCAAAUACUCCAAUUCAUGAUAAAUUAUAUUUUUAAGCUAAGGAAGAUAAGAAAAAGAAAGAAGAAUUUUAAAAUAGAGAAUUUUAGAAAAUUCAUCCAUUCCAUCCUAAUUCUUAAAAUAAUGAAAUUAAACAUACUUCAGCAUAUUAAAAGAUAUUAGUAGAUAAAUUAGUAAAAGAACAUGAAGAAAAAUAAAAAAGAAUUGAAAAAAAAAAGUAAUUUAAUUAUAUUAUAUUUAUUAGAUAAGAAUACUAAAUUUAAAUUUAAAAUUAAGUCACUUUUAAACCAAAUAUAAAUAAAGAUUCUACUUAUAAGAAGGUUAGUGAAAUGAAAGAAUAUGAAGAUAUUCAAAUUGCUUAGGAUUUAUAGAAAAUGCAAUCACGUUUAUAUAGUAAGAAUUCUUUUAGUUAAUCUGAAACAAGAAUUCAAUCUUAAUAAAGUUCAUAAUCUUUAUUUGAUUUAAAUAUUUAAAGGAUUUUUAAUUAAUUAGAUAGUGAUAAGGAUGGAUAUAUAAGCAAAGAUAAUCUUAGCUUAGAUGAUUUAGACUUUGAAACUUUGUAGGCUAUUGAAGUUGUUUUAAAUUAAAUUGAAGAAGACUCAUAUACAGAAAUUAAUUUAAAGGGAUUCAAAAAACUUUGUGAAAUGCAUCAAUUGCACUAAUAAUUAAAUAGUUUAUGA
This is a messenger RNA of Paramecium pentaurelia, 1504 nucleotides long. NCBI's taxonomy places the organism in Eukaryota, Ciliophora, Oligohymenophorea, Peniculida, Parameciidae. The record is from the annotation of a GenBank genome assembly.